Messenger RNA from Eufriesea mexicana, 2124 nucleotides. RefSeq lists its product as uncharacterized. Gene Ontology annotation, molecular function: odorant binding; olfactory receptor activity. Gene Ontology annotation, cellular component: plasma membrane. Gene Ontology annotation, biological process: sensory perception of smell; detection of chemical stimulus involved in sensory perception of smell. The coding region runs from base 1 to 2124 and encodes 707 amino acids. NCBI's taxonomy places the organism in Eukaryota, Metazoa, Arthropoda, Insecta, Hymenoptera, Apidae. The transcript has 16 exons. The record is from RefSeq and is a predicted model, not a curated record.
AUGACCGUGACGCAAAUCACUUUGACAAGCAUACUCGUUCCUACGAUAUUCGAAUUAUACAUAUCAUUACAAGAGAAGAAUAUAAACGUGGUGAUCGAAUGUAUGGCACAUCUAGCCGGAGUAAUUAUUGCCAUGGCAAAAAUAUUUAAUAUCCAUAACAAUCGAGAAAAUUUUAAAAAGUUGUUUGAUCUUGUCGCAAAAAAGUGGGAAGAAUUAGAGCUGACUAACGAAUUAUAUAUAUUGGAAAAAAUGACUGCUCGAGGAAGUAUGUUGGCGCAUCUGUAUAGAUCCCUAAACUUCUUAUUUGCAGUAAUUUUUCUAACAAUUCCAUUAGUAUUUCCUAUUUUGGACAUCGUUCUUCCACUGAACGAAACUCGAGUACGUCUGCAAAUAUUUAAAAUAAAUUACUUAAUCAUCAACAAUGAUGACUACUUUUAUGUAGAGUAUUUACAUCUAACUUUGGCAACAUGUAUUUUCUCAUUGAGUAUACUUGGCACUGAUUCAUUGUACAUCAUUAUCAUUCAUCAUAGUAGCAGUUUAUUUGCCUUAACUGGAUAUCAAAUCAAGAAAGCACUGGAUUCAAGCUCCAUUGAGCAUGACCCUUUUUCGGAUAAAAAUGUGUACGAUCAGGUUAAACGAUCUGCAAUUACAUACAAUGAAGCCCUUCAAUUUUUCGAUAUUCUAAGAGAAACCAGUGAAAAUUUAUACUUUAUCCAAAUUAGCCUAAUUGUCGUGGGUAUUAGCGUAACAGCUUAUCAAACAGUUAUAAACUUGAGUCAUCCGGAGAAUGUAAUUAGAAGUGCUUUAUUUUUCAUGAGUGAUCAAAUUAUUUUAUUUGUUACCAGUGCUUGUGGCCAGUUGCUUCAAAACCACUCUUCAGAACUAGAAAAUCAGAUUUUAAGCCCAAGACAUUUAGCAUUUCAGAAAAACGGAGGACAAGAUUACGAUAUAUAUAACAUUCCCUACUAUAGAAUGCUUAAAACAUAUUUGCAAUUUUUGGGACAAGAUCCACAUCAGAAAUCUGGGUUGAGAAAUAUUAUUGUAGUUGUAGUUGUGAUCAGUAUGGCGGGAGUACUUAUUCCAACGACAUUAGAACUAUAUGCAUCAUUAUGUCGCAAGGAUAUGGAUGCAAUAAUAGAGUGUAUGCCACAUUUUAUUGCGUCUGCUAUCAGUACCGUUAAGAUAUUGAAUCUCCAUUUCCACAGAGAAAGCUUUAAUAACAUAUUUCAAUUCAUGGCAAAAGAAUGGGAGCAGUUAAAAGAGAAAAAUGAAUUGCACGUUUUAGAAGCGACCGUGAUAGAAGGCAACAAAAUGGCGCAUCUAUACCGAAAAACUUUACUGUCAUUUAUGGUACUAUUCUUGCUCGUUCCACUAAUUUCUCCAACUAUGGAUAUCAUUCUUCCACUGAAUGAAACUCGACCGCGUCAACAAUUACUAAGAGUUAACUACAUUUUCUUUAACGAUGAAUACCACUUCUUUUUCGUAUAUUUGCAAUUAGCUUGGGGAUCGAUCAUUGUUGUGUUGACCGUGGUUGCCGCAGAUUCGUUAUUAAUCCUUAUAAUUCACCAUAACAGUGGAUUGUUUGCGGUCUGUGGGUAUCAGGUACAAAAAGCAACAAAAGAUUUGAACAUAUUCGAUAGUUCAGCUACCUCAGAGAGUUACAUGUAUGAUCAGUUCAAACAUUGCGUGAUUAUGCACAAUGAAGCCAUCCAGUUUUACGAUAUCCUAAAUGAAUGCAGUCGAAUUAGUUAUUUGAUUCAAGUUGGGUUGACUAUGAUCGGCACAAGCGUGACAGCCGUUCAAACUGUCACAAAUUUAGAUAGACCGGAAGAAGCUCUUAGAAGUGCCGUUUUCUGUGGGGCCAAUCAAUUCCAUUUAUUCGUUCUCAGUCUACCUGGACAGGUACUUUUGGAUCAUUGCACUCAGCUGUCAGAUACUAUAUAUACUUCCAGAUGGUAUAGGAUGUCAGUGCGAGUACAAAAAAUGAUUUACGUGAUACAAAUAAGGAGUAAAAAGCCAUGUACAUUGACUGCAGGUGGAUUGUACGAAAUGAAUAUGGAAAAUUUCGGAAUAACAUUCAAAACAUGCAUGUCAUACUUCACCAUGCUACUGUCGCUAAAAUAA